Molecule: messenger RNA, 1863 nt
Organism: Xiphias gladius (swordfish)
Lineage: Eukaryota; Metazoa; Chordata; Actinopteri; Istiophoriformes; Xiphiidae
Gene: bpifcl
Product: BPI fold containing family C, like
Exons: 16
Coding region: 105-1547 (480 amino acids)
Molecular function (GO): lipid binding
Source: RefSeq, a predicted model, not a curated record
AGAAGCUGUAUAAAUCAAGAGCAGAGAAUCAGACAAGACAUUUGCUUUCUAAAGCAAACGUCAGGAGCCAUUUCAGCCACUUCAACCUGCAAGGAGCCGGCAACAUGCUUCUCUCCGUAGUGGCAGUGCUCAUGCUCCUCUCUUGCACCUGUGGAGAAAAUCCUGCAGUACAAGUCGUCCUGACCAACAAAGCAGUUCAGUACGGAAAGCAUACAGGUACAGACUGGAUUCAGGAGAAUCUGCAGCGUGUCAGUCUCCCUGACAUCAGUGGUAAAAUCUUGGGCAUUAUAGGAUACACACUAACAGGCAUCACAAUAAAAAAGUGUGACCUUCCAGAGCCAUCUGUUGAGUUCUAUCCAGAUGCCACAGGAUUCAAGACGUCCGUGUUAGGCCUCAGUCUUGCAAUAACUGGCGGGUGGAUGACACAGUGUGGCAUAAUACAUGAUGGGGGAUCAUUCGACAUGGCUGUAUUUAGUGUGAAUGUGAUCUCUGUAGUGGAGCUGGGGAAAGAUGCCAACGGGCAUCUGUCUGUCACCAGUGUCAGCUGUGAUGCUCGCGUUGGAGAUGUGGACAUACAAUUCCAUGGUGGAGCCAGCUGGAUCUUCCAGUCUUUUGUGGAGCAUUUCAAGGGACAUAUCAGCCGUGAAAUAGAGAUCAGAAUUUGCCCUAAUGUGGAGGAAAUGAUUGUAAACUUGGAGUACCACCUACAGGCCAUGAAUGUUUCCUUUGAUGUGGAUCAAGCUCUUUCUUUUGACCUCUCUCUCACCGGCUUACCUGUCAUGGAUGUUUCAAGUCUGAAUCUUGGUCUUAAGGGAGAGUUCUACAGCAUCAAAACUCAUAUGGACCCUCCUUUUGAGGCCCAGCCUUUCAGCGUGCCCGAGCAGCAGGGCUACAUGUUGUCAGUGGGCCUGUCUGAAUUCACUCUGAACUCUGCCUCAUAUGGAUACUACUUAGCUGGAGUGUUUCAGGCCCUUAUCAAUGACAGCAUGAUACCUCCGGGCUCUCCUUUGCACCUGAAUACCAGUUUAAUGGGACCCUUCAUUCCUCAGCUUCCCAAGAUGUUUCCAGGUCUGCUGAUGAAUCUGCAGGUUUAUGCCAGAGAGGUUCCAAUGUUUUCCUUCCAGCCUGAUGCUGUUAAACUGGGCUUCCCGGGCGCUGUCAAGGCCUUCGCCAUCCAGCCAAAUGGCACCCAGACCCCACUGUUCAAACUCAAUGUUGACUCAGAGUUCAGCAGUAAAGUGUGGAUUGCUGGUGGGAGAGUGAAAGGCUCCAUUUCAAUGGACAAUUUUACACUGACGCUGGUGGGAAGCGAAGUGGGAACGUUUAAGACUGAUGCUUUGGAAAAUAUUGCAAGGAUAGGAGUUCAGAUGGUCUUGGCAAAACUAAAUGAGAAAAUGGGCAACGGUGUUGUUUUACCCAGAAUGAAAGAAGUAGAGCUGGUCAACUCAGUUCUGAAGGUGGAGGAGGGAUUUAUAGCCAUCUCUUCAGAUGUUGAGGCAUUUCUAACAGACAGAGGCUUCAACCGACAGACAAACAGGCCCGCGUAACUCUGGUACAUCAAACCUGAAUGCUCUUCAUCUCAUUUCAAAUUCUCAAACUUCAAAUCAGUAACAGGAUUCUUCUACACACCGCAUGGCAAAAGCACUAGUAUGUUUAAAAAGAUAACGUUACCUAUACCCCAGUCUGGGCCCUAUUCUGGAAAUGAUCAGGAAGCCUUGCUACACAGUACAUAAUCAACAAUUCUGUAUUCAUAAUUUACAGAAGUACAACCAUCAUGUCAAAUCAACACUGAUUAAGCCUGCUGUUUGACGUCAUAAAUGCUUGUAAAGUAUAUGUAUAAAGUUUAAAAUCUGAGCUAAUUUC